ACGGGCUCUGCCCUCUGACCAUCUGAUGUCACUGGCAACAUGGCUGCGCUCAGUGUGGAAGCGGCAUGUCGAGCUGCGGCAUUAAGCAGGGCACUCCGGGGAGCGUGGCGUGUCCCUCGGCUGUCAGUAAGGAAGUAUCACAGAUGCCCAGUUUCACCCUGCCAGCACAGGUUCCUGUCCCCUGGAACAUAUAAAUUACUUAUACUGACCAACGCUCGCUACCAAAGUACAGUAACUACAGCUGACAGCCAGAUCCUGGUUGCCCAUGAUGUGCAAUCUUCUAUCCCUCCUAUUGCAGAAACAGUCCUGCCUUUACCCCUUCCUGAUGUGCCACCUACAUUCUCAGAGGCAUUGGGCCAGGUGGAUCAGAGUCUGUCAGAAUUGGGCCUUGGUGCCAGCACUCCUGUUGGGAUGGUACAAAAUUUCCUGGAGUUCUUACAUGUUGGUGUUGGCUUACCCUGGUGGGGGGCAAUUGUCACAGGCACAGUGAUUGCCCGUGUUCUUGUCUUUCCUCUGAUGGCCAAGGGUUUGAGAGAAGCUGCAAAACUUAAUAACCACAUGCCACAGAUCAACGCUUUCACAACUCGAAUGAAUGAAGCCAAACAAUCAGGAAACAAGUUUGAAUUCUCCAAAGCUUAUUCCGAUCUAACAUUAUAUCAGAAAAAGCAUGAUGUCAAUCCUCUCCGGGGCUUUCUGGUGCCUCUAAUACAAGCACCAGUAUUCAUCUCAUUUUUUAUGGCUCUACGGCAGAUGUCGUAUCUUCCUGUUCCUAGCUUGCAAACCGGUGGAUUGUGGUGGUUUACAGAUCUGACUGCAGCCGAUCCUUUCUACAUCUUGCCUGUGUUUGUCACAUGCACCAUGUGGGCUGUUUUAGAGCUGGGAGCAGAGUCUGGUGUAAAUAACCCAAACCUCAGAAUUAUGAAGACUGUUUUCCGUGUUAUGCCUCUGGUUAUUUUACCACUUACCAUGAACUUCCCCACUGCCGUGUUCAUGUAUUGGGUGACAUCAAAUAUUUUCUCUCUGGCCCAAGUUAGCUUCUUGAGAAUCCCAUAUGUGCGAAACAAGCUACGGAUACCUGAAAGGAUCAAGCAUGACCCAUCAAGCCUUCCCCAACAGGAAGGAUUCUUAAAAAGCUUGAAAUCAGGUUGGAAGAACGCACAAGUAGCACAGCAGCUUCAAGAGAGGGAGCGCAAGAUUAAAAAUCAUUUGGAUAUUGCAGCAAAAGGACCCCUCAGACCAACUUUCUCACAAAAUCCUCUGCAACAACAAGAAACAGCUGUGUCUCCAAAAACAACCAAAUCCAAACCUUGGCAGGAUACGAUUGGAUAAAUGAAGUCAUCAGACCACCCCCUUUUUCAACCAAUGUGCAGACCUGCUUCCCAAAUACAUUCUGCACAAUUUUAUGGACUUAAAGAGUGUAAAUCAGUUUGAGCUUGGACCUGAGGAUGGAAUAAACAGUAGAUUGUGUGACAGACAUGUGGUUGUUCUCCGUUUACCGCCAUUACAAAAACAAUUAAGCAAACCCCUUUACAUAGGGAUUAAAAUAUAAAUUCUGAUGUAUUUCUCAUAGAAAAGCAGUUAUUCCAUACACAUUUUAUUUCUUUGAAAUGGUUUAUCAAACAAAACUUUAACUUUUACUGCAAAUAACUUACACUUCUAUAGUGGAAGCAACAAUGAUUACUUACUCAUUCUUCAUGCUUUUCUUCUGAAUCUACUGCUGAACAGUAUUCACAUAUAAACCUUGUGUGCUUCAAGCAUGUAAUAUUGCAGCUCAACGGAACUGUGUUAAGAUUGAAGAGAUCUCAGUGAAAAUAGUGGUCCAGUUACACUCGCUCACAUUUAUAAAUGCAUAAACGCAGGUCUUAAUACCCCCCAUGCUGAUUUCACUUGCAUUGUUAGUGGAACUUGAUUAUGUAAUGGUUUUCUGAAAAUAUCCCAAAGGGCUUUAUUCGUUUAUUCACUAAUGUCUGGAUUAUUAAACAUUGUCUGUGGGGUUUUUAGUCACCAAAAUCCAAGCAUUGGAUAUACGAUUUAUCUUCUUGUAU
This is a messenger RNA of Pelobates fuscus (common spadefoot toad), 2045 nucleotides long. It is a transcript of the gene OXA1L, whose product is annotated as OXA1L mitochondrial inner membrane protein. Gene Ontology annotation, molecular function: membrane insertase activity. Bases 40 to 1329 code for a protein of 429 amino acids. Gene Ontology annotation, cellular component: mitochondrial inner membrane. Gene Ontology annotation, biological process: protein insertion into mitochondrial inner membrane from matrix. The transcript is spliced from 10 exons. NCBI's taxonomy places the organism in Eukaryota, Metazoa, Chordata, Amphibia, Anura, Pelobatidae. The record is from RefSeq and is a predicted model, not a curated record.